This is a messenger RNA of Brassica napus (rape), 1118 nucleotides long. Its product is annotated as carboxy-terminal domain RNA polymerase II polypeptide A small phosphatase 1. The transcript has a single exon. The record is from RefSeq and is a predicted model, not a curated record. The coding region runs from base 52 to 897 and encodes 281 amino acids. NCBI's taxonomy places the organism in Eukaryota, Viridiplantae, Streptophyta, Magnoliopsida, Brassicales, Brassicaceae. Gene Ontology annotation, molecular function: phosphoprotein phosphatase activity.
AAAAAAAUCAGGAAUCCUUCUCACUAUUUCUAAACUCUGUUUUCUUGAUAAAUGGUUUGCCAUGGAUUUAUAGAGAAACCAAACCAGAGAUCACAUGGAUGUCAUAAACAUGGAAGGAGGAACCUGCAUCAACGUCAACAAUCCAGAUGUUCGGCUAUUGCUGUUGCAGCAGCCCUCAACAUGUCAAUCUUCACAUUCCACAACCGCCUCUUGCGUUGCGUCUCCAGGCUUUUCCGUCUAUCCACCAAAGGUAGCGCAACUCCUAGCCGCCGAGCCAUCAUGAAACAAGGCUACAAAAAGAUCAAGAAACACGAUCAUCAUCAUCAGCCCCUUCUGAGAAAACGCCAUGACAAGAAGAGGACGAUCUUUCUUGAUCUCGAUGAAACAUUGGUGCACUCGUCGAUGGAACCACCUCUCCGGGUUAAUGUCGACUUCAUGAUGAGGAUAAAGAUCGAAGGAGUCGUCACACCGAUGUAUGUGGUGAAACGACCAGGAGUUACCGAGUUUCUUGACAGGAUCGGUAAGAAUUACCGAGUGGCGGUUUUCACAGCCGGUUUGCCCGAAUAUGCUUCACAGGUUUUGGAUAAACUCGACAAGAACCGUGUGAUCUCGCAGCGGCUGUAUAGAGAUUCAUGCACGGAAGUGAAUGGGAGAUAUGCCAAAGACUUAUCAUUGGUGGCGAGGAGAGACCUCGGCAGUGUUUUGCUUGUUGAUGAUAACCCUUUCUCCUACUCAUUGCAACCUGACAAUGGAGUUCACAUUAAGCCUUUUGUGGAUGACAUGGAAGAUCAAGAACUCAUGAAGCUUGCUGACUUCUUCGAUGGAUGUUAUCAGUACGAAGAUCUAAGGGAUGCUGCAUCAGAACUUCUAUACAAGUACAACAAAGUGAUUUGCUGAGCAUAUAUAUAUAUCUAUAUAUUGCUUUUAUUUAAACUCUGCUUUCUUUUUUUUUUUUGUUGAUUUUCUUUGGCUAUUGGUAUUUUUUGCGUUGGAAAAGGAAUGCUUCAUUCCCUUUUCAGCGUUUUUACUUGCAUUAAAAAUGUGAUUGUAAAGUGUACUAUAACCAAAAAAAAAAUGUAAAAAGAAAAAAGGAAUAGUUUUGGACUAGCAGAUUAUCA